Messenger RNA from Microdochium trichocladiopsis, 1728 nucleotides. RefSeq names its product class I alpha-mannosidase. Gene Ontology annotation, molecular function: calcium ion binding; mannosyl-oligosaccharide 1,2-alpha-mannosidase activity. Bases 1 to 1728 code for a protein of 575 amino acids. Gene Ontology annotation, cellular component: endoplasmic reticulum; Golgi membrane. Gene Ontology annotation, biological process: N-glycan processing; carbohydrate metabolic process. The transcript has 2 exons. The record is from RefSeq and is a predicted model, not a curated record. NCBI's taxonomy places the organism in Eukaryota, Fungi, Ascomycota, Sordariomycetes, Xylariales, Microdochiaceae.
AUGGGCCCGGGAGGACACUUUAGGGGGAACGUGCCGUACCGCAAGAUCACGCAGUGGAAGAAGCUGCCGCCGCGAUUCCCGGUGAAGACGGUGCACGUGCUGCCGACAGAGCUUCCGGUGCCGGGCAAGAUCCCGCGGGUCCAGGCCUCUGAGAAGACGGAGGAGUCUGCGGCAUCCAGGAAGACGCGGCUCGCGAGGCGUGAUGCCGUGCGGGAGAGCUUCCUGCACAGCUGGGCAGGGUACAAGAAGCAUGCGUGGAUGCACGACGAGGUCCGCCCGUUGACGGGCGAAUCGGUUGAUCCUUUCGGCGGGUGGGCGGCGACGCUGGUCGACGCGCUCGACACGCUGUGGAUCAUGGGGCUCAGGGACGAGUUUGAGGAGGCUGUCAAGGCGUGCGAGGAGAUUGAUUUCACAAAGACGCGGGCAGAGCUGGUGAACAUCUUUGAGACCGUGAUUAGAUACCUCGGCGGGUUUCUAGCGGCGUAUGAGCUCAGUGGGAAGAAGUACCCCGUGCUGCUGCGGAAGGCUGUCCAGGUUGCAGACUUGGUCAUGUGUGCGUUUGACACGCCAACACACCUUCCUGUCGCGAGGUGGGACUGGCGGCAGUACACAGGCGGGAUGGAUCAAGGCGCAUCGGCGCGGACGCUGGUUGCUGAAGUUGGCUCGUUGAGCCUGGAGCUCACCAAGCUGACGCAGCUCACGGGAGACCAGCAGUAUUACGAUGCGGUGAAGCGCAUCUCGGACCAGUUCGAGAAGAGCCAGCAGCACACAUCCUUGCCCGGGAUGUGGCCGGUCUACGUGGACCCGUCGACCUGGCCGAUGGGCUUCAAGAGCCACGACUACACGCUCGGCGGCAUGUCCGACUCGCUAUACGAGUACUUCCCCAAGCAGUACCUCCUGCUGGGCGGCGUGCUGGAGCAGCCGCGCAAGCUAUACGAGGGCUUCAUCGACGUCGCCAUGAAGCACCUCCUCAAGCGUGGUGCGAACCCGCAGAACGUGCCUGUCGCAUUCUUUGUGGACGGCCGGAUCAGCGGCGCCGGGACCUGGAAAGCAGAGAUCACGACCAACAACCACGCCCAGCACCUCACGUGCUUCACGGGCGGGAUGGUCGGGCUCGCGGCGAAAGUGUUCUCGCGGCCGCAUGACUUGGAGGCCGCCGCGCAGCUCACGAACGGGUGCGUGUGGGCGUACAACACCACGGCGACGGGCCUGGGGCCGGAGGCCUUUGCGUUCGUGCCCUGCGACGACGACUGCCAGUGGACAGAGAAGCGGUGGGUGGACGCGCUGUGGAAGCAGUGGCGCACGGCGCGCUACAACCAGGGCGAGGCGCCCAAGAUCGACGAGCUGCAGACCUUCCUGGACGAAGCGCAUUUCCCCAAGGGCAUGGUCAAUGUCAACGACCACCGGUACAUUCUGCGGCCAGAGGCCAUCGAGUCCGUCUUCAUCAUGCACCGCAUCACGGGCGAGCAGGAGUGGGCGGAAAAGGCAUGGGACAUGUUCAAGGCGGUCGAGACCGCGACGAGGACUGACAUUGCGGCUGCAUCGGUGGAGGAUGUGCUCGUCGACCCGCCGCUGCAGAAGGACUCGAUGGAGUCGUUCUGGCUCGCCGAGACGCUCAAGUACUUCUAUCUCGUCUUUGAAGAGCACAGCGUGGUCAGCCUCGAUGAGUGGGUGCUCAACACGGAGGCGCACCCACUGCGCAGGGCAGAUGCGCCUGAGGCCUCAUGA